Apis mellifera (honey bee) is the source of this 1850-nucleotide messenger RNA. RefSeq lists its product as uncharacterized. The coding region runs from base 1 to 1440 and encodes 479 amino acids. The transcript is spliced from 8 exons. Lineage: Eukaryota; Metazoa; Arthropoda; Insecta; Hymenoptera; Apidae. The record is from RefSeq and is a predicted model, not a curated record.
AUGACAUUGACUUGCAUAAUUUCUAUUGUCGUAUUAGUAUCUACAAGGAUUGAUUUCCCUCAUCGCGAUCCGAAAUUUCUUAAUCGCUGUAUAAGAACAUCUAAGAUUAAAGUUACAUAUGUAAGCAUCUUAGUGAAGUCAAAAGAUAUCAGAAACGUCGAAGACGUGAUUUCACAAAAAGGACCUGGACCUGCAGAUACGAAAACCGCUUCAGCCGUGGAUCGCAUAAACGAGGGUAGUCAAACGGCGGUGUCGAAACCCCGGAAAUCGCGUCGCAAGAAGACAAAAAACGCUACAGCCAAUUCCAAGGCAAAAGCAAUGACAACUCCUUGCGGCGAAUAUCGGAAGGAGAUCCAAAAAUGUAACGUUCAAACAGGAACACAAGCGGUAAAUCAACAACCAUGUUCCAUACCAGCAAUUCAAAGUCAAAAUACCUCAACAGCACCGAUGCGACCGAGAUCUCUUUAUACAGCGCAUAGUUAUCACGCACAAACAGAUGAAACUAAUUUCCAGCGAUACAGUGAAUUUCCCAAAUAUUUUGAAGCACCGCCAUCGGAACAAUGGGGUGGAUUAGCCGGUGCAACAGCAUUUUCUAAUUCAACAGCAUUGUGGCGACAACCACGAAAUUCUAAAACUAUUGCACCAUAUUAUGAAGAAACAUGUAUCUACGCAGAAAACUGGAGAGAGCACGAUACUGAUGCCGCUAUUGUAACUACACCACAUGGUACAAUUUCAUUGAGACUUCACAACAGAAUUCGGGUUGAUAUGACGAUCGAUCGAGCAGUUAGAGUAAUUAAUUUUAAGAAUAACAUUGUACUAUCGUUGAGCGGUUCUGGAGCAGCUGCAGCAUUACUCCAUCCAAAUGGAAGAAUAUAUCAAUAUGGAUCACGAGUUGAAAUCCUGGCCCAUGAUGCCCACGGCAAUAACAAAUACGCAAAGAUGUGGUAUAAAGGGGUGAGCUUUACUUCAGAACAAUGUGCUCUAGUUUAUUUAGUUGAUACGGCGGGAACAAGAACAACUACAGAUUCAUUUUCAGAUAUGAGUCAGGACUUUUCUCUUAGUGUUUUUUACUCUCGUUCCCGACACGGUCCAGCAUGUUUGCAAGAAGCUACGGCAGCUUUAGGUGCCGCUCAAUAUUGGUUAACUAACGAAGGUGUAGAAAAUUGGAUCAUUAAUAAUGUUAGAGUUUCGCAAACACCUGAUGGUCUUGUCAGGAUUGCUCGAAAUAGUAACAAAUAUCAAUUACGAACAUCACCUAGUAAUGGUACAGCUUCGUUAACGACUCCAUUUUUACAUUGUACUGCAUCUCUUGGUCAAACAUCUCAUCUUUUUGUGCGACGCGGUGAACGACGCAUGCAUUAUGACGGAACUAGUUUUAUUGUACGAAACGCGGGUCAUAGUGCUGGAUUCGACGACAACAAUCAACUGAAAGUUUAUUAAGAAAAUUUAACAUGAACUUAUUACCGUAAGCUUUAUAAAUGUUUAUUGGCGGCAAUAAUAAGACUUAUUCAGUAUAUAGAUUUAAUUUUAAUGCCGUAAAUAUACAUAAAGCUACAUAAAAAUGAAAAGUUACAUCUUUGAAAAUUAGUCUCUGAUAAAGUAACUUAUUCACGAAAUCUAUAAUACAUUUUACUCAGUUUUUAAGUUUAGAAAUUUAAUUCCAUUUUAAAGAUGUUUAGUCAUUUAAUUGAAUUGUCUUCACUUAAAGCAUGUGAAAAACAUAGCUACAAUAAGAUAGAGUACAAUGUAUUCUACGAAAGUUUUCUUUAAAUUUAAAAUGAUUAAUAUUUCCACUCACUUGUUCCUUAUACUUAUUUUGUACAAUUUCCAAUAAAAGACAAUUUAAGAAA